UUCAUGAGAAAGGCUCAGUCGUGUGAAUUGGAUCUGGUAUAAAAAUUCCUGUCAGGAUCAUAGUUCUGCCUAUAUGAUGUUUACGUUUUUGCAAAAGCUUUAGGGGCAGUAUAGCCUAGAAGGUGUUGUAAGAAAAAAGAAAAAGUUUGUUCUAUUUUAAGAAAUUCAUGUACAAGUGACUAGCAUUGCUUUUUCUAGGUGCUAAACUGUUUGAAGGACCAGGAUGCUACCACUUCAUCAGCCUUUGAGGAGCUCAGUUCCUUCAAAAAACACUUCAUGUCCUGAAGAAAAAAACAAGAUCUCAGUGAAGCUCAGAUUAGGGAGGAGAAAGCUUUGGCAUUGUAGGAUGAAUAUGAUAAAAGGAGAGUUGUACAAGCAUAGAUAUCAAGAGGUGGUCCAGGGGCAGUCUCAUGUGGGUGGCAAUCCAGAAGGAUCUCAGCAAGUGUGCUCUAAAGUACAGCAAGGCCAAGGAGAUGGGCCCCAGGCAUUGGCCCAUGGUCAGCAGCCUCAGGGGCUAGGCACAGAGCAUAUCCAGCAGCAGAACCAGUCAGUCCGAGGAGGUAUGGCCCCAAACAUGGAACCACAGCAAGUGGAUAAGGGGCGGGAGGCCCUAGAAGUGACUGUACAGGUGAGGCCUCAGACCUUAAGCAAGGGAUGGGAGGCCCCGGAGAUGACAGUGCAGGUACGGCCUCAGAAGCUGACCCCAAGGUGGGAGAUGCCAGAUGUGACUGUGCAGUUGCAGUUAGAGCAGCAGGGCAGAGGAACAGUUCUCCCACAAGUAACUGUGCAGGUGCAGCCACAGGAGAAGGGACGAGGAAUGACUGACAUCAAGGUCACUGUGCAGAUGCACUUUGGCUGUGAGCCGAAAGAGGUGAGCUGUAUGCAAAACCAAGGUGAGGAAACAUUAGAGAAUGGAGAGCAGCAGACCAUAAAACAAAACCAGGCAGAGUCAAUAGCAAGAUCUGAAGGUAAGGAAGAACUGGCUGUGAUGGAGCUGGUUCCGUGGGAAGCUCAUAACCAAAAGCAGGUUCAAGAAGGAGAGGUGAUAAAAUUCCAGCAUGGGCAGAGCCAAGAAGAUAGGAGAGCAGAAGUAAUGGAGAUGCAACCUGGAAACAAAGCAGACCUCAAUGGGGGAGUGGCAGAAGACCAGCUGUAUGACCAAAAUGAAGAGCAGGAAGAGUUGAAAGCAGGCCUAUCACCACAGCAGGAAGGUCAAAGAGAUAUAGAGAUGAGGCAGGGACAAAGUGAUGUCCAAGAAGGGCCCAAAGGGGUGACUGAAGAUCAGCAGGAAGACCAGGAGCAAGAAGUGCUUAAGAAGCGCCCACGAGAGACUCCAAAUUAUUUUGUCUCUAUACCGAUAACAGAUGACCAGAUUUUGGAUAGAAUUGAAGAUGUCCAAGAGCUCAUAUUCACAAAGGAGCCUGACUUGUCGAGAGCUUUCCUUCCUGUUCAGACCAUGCACCUAACUGUAAUAGUUGCUCACCUGGGAACAGAAGAAGAAGUAAAAAAGGCUGUUCUGGCACUGAAGCAAAGCAAGACCAAAGUGGAUGCCAUUUUGCAGAGUAAAGAACUUAUUAUGAAAUUUCAUGGGAUUGGACAGUUUAACAAUCAAGUGAUAUAUGUGAAAAUGUCAGAGGAAAACCAGAAAAUGCUUUCCAGAAUUGCAGAAGCUGUGGAAAAAUCUUUUAAUGAAAUGAACCUUGACACUUCAGGGAGCAAGGAUUUCAAACCACACCUUACUUUUUUAAAGCUCUCCAAGGCACCAAGAUUGAAAAGAAAGGGCUUCAGAAAAAUUUGUUCAGAUCUGUACAAGGAAUACGAAGACAGUUAUUUUGGCACAGAGGUCUUGAGUCGAAUUGAUCUCUGUGCCAUGCGUAAGAAGAAACAGGAAUCUGGUUACUAUUACUGCGAGUGUUCAAUUCAUGUGGGCUCCAGAGGUGCAGAAGAGAGCAAAGAACAAGGAAUGCAGACAGAAGGUUUGAAAGCUACAACCAGUGAAGCCCCUCCAAGUGCUGCAGGAGCUGAAAGAGGAGCGACUGCUGCAAGCUGUAACCUUGCCUUGUGUUCAGUAGUAGCCAAUGAUAAACCAUCGGAAAACAUUGCUGAGGCUUUAAUUGCAAGUGAAGAGAAGGAAAUCAAUGAGGUGAAUGGACAGCCUGAAGGCACAGAUGAGACUUCUCUUGCAGCUGAUGAGGUCUGCUCAAAGUUGGUGCUUGGCCUGUCGCCGAUGAGAUCAGAUGCAUUGCUGAGUGUGGAAGGAGGACAAGAAGCAGCCAACAUUGUAGGUGGUAGCCUGCAGGAAACCAAAGCAAUGGAAUCUGCACCUGAUGUGCCAACAAGUUCAGUGUGAAGCUGUCGUAGCUGUUGGUGAUCUGGGCCCACCUUUGGUGAAGGAAGGCAAGUGGUGUGGUUGUGGGCUGGGGAAGGAGGAGAGGAUAGUGAAUUUUUGACAGGAAACAGACUUUCUUGGAGACUGAUAGAACCAGAAGUGGAAAAAACUCUAAGAGAAAACAUGGAAUACUGUGUUCAAACAGGGAAACGCCUGGGUGUAAAGAAGAACCCAAACUGCAGGUUUGUCUGAAUGUAUGUAGCAAAGAGACAAAUUUGAGGCAUAAAGGAUAAAGCAGAAGCUAUGCACUGAAGCCAAAGUGGAUGUCAGAAGUGUCCAUUUCAGCAACAGAGGUUUCUGCCUCAGUCACAUCUCUUCCCCUCACCCCCUCUGCCUUUACCUGCUCUGCUGGCAGCCCCUGGCUCUACCCUCUCCCUGGGAGAGCACAUAGCUGCUCUGGGUUAAGGUUCUGUGCUGUUCCUGUGACACAAUCAUUUAUGCUGAGAGUGGUAGGGCUUCGGCUGUUAAUGUGCUUGUGUGAAAUAUAUGCUUCGGUUCCAAUAGUAGCUACUUAAUGUGAAAAUUAUGUUGUCUGACUUACGGAAGUGGAUUAAUUUAUUUCACCACAAAAUACUGUAAUACCAAGUAUUUUUCCUUACAGAUGAGCUGUUAAGGAAGGAGAGGAAGGGCAAUCCAUAAUGAGCUAAUUUUGUAAAAUGCCUUGGAGCGGAUGAGGCAGCACAGCCUUUCUCUGCACCUACGUAGUGGCACAGUCCCAGGACAGGACAAAACAGCACUGCAUUCACUUCUGGCAGGACGAAGUUAAGGGCUUUGUGCCUCUGCUGGGGCCGAAGCCUCGUCGCUUUGCACGCUGCCCUCCGAAGCCGCGGCUAUCCGUGCCGGCGGCUCCCAGGCAUGGCAGGACGGGGCCGGCAGGUGGCAGUGCGGGAGAGCGGCGGCACCGGGAGCGGAGGGACGCGCUGCCCCGCUGCCUGCGUGGGGCUUGGGCAGCUCCGGAGGGGCGAUGGAGGUGGGAAAGGUGGCCAGGAGCCUGGGAAAUGCUGUGCAUCCCUGCUCUGCUCCACCCGAUUAUUUAGAAGUGGUGUUUGGUCUUGAAAAGCCUUAUUUCCUCAGAAAAGGUGUGUAUUUUAGGGGGAGAAGUGUAGUAGUGUUCUUCAGAAGUGUUAAGCAUAUGGUGUUUGGCUUCUAUACGUGGUGCACGGGAACACAGCUCUAGGCAGAGCAUCCAGUGUGUGCUCCGUUAAAUUCACACUGUGAAAUUAAGCUGUCCAGCUGGUUACGGGCCGUGUGAGCCUGGCUGUGUGCCCCGGCUGUGGGAGCAGAGGGCAGCCAGGCACGGGAGCUGGUGCUGAGUGGGGUGAGGGGGCCGGUUCUGCGUGCAAUGAACUGCUUUGUGCUCUGGACCGAGGUUGGGAGCAGCGCUUGGCACAGCGUUUAUUUGUGUCACUCCUCUGAAGGUUGUGCGCUUCCAAAAGCCUGUCCCCCAGUGGUCUUCUAAAUGCAAAUCUGAGAGUGGCUAUUCACGGCUGCUCUGGGGUCUUCAAAAUGCAGCUCAGGUGCUCGGUGCUAGAGGGAAGGCUUCAACAUUAAUUUCAGAGAGUAGUUAAGAGUGAGGCUUCAGCACUGCACAUCUGCAUCAGCACACUGGGGACAAAACUGUUUUCCAGAAAACUUUGCCAUAAACACUGUUUCCUCGGUGUAUUUAAUGAUUUCCUAAUUGGGCAGAGGAUCCGUAGAGUCAUUCAUCUUAUAAACCUAAGUGGAUUCAAUAGCCUAGGACCGAGCACACUUUACAAUGAGCUGUAUUUGUUCUUGUUGAAAAUGUUAAUUAUCUUUUUAUAGACAGAUGGCACUGGAGUGUAGCAAAUGUGUGGUGAACCUGUGCUCAGAAACGUCUGGGUGUUAAAUGCCGACAGGUUCCAAUUUAAGUUUAAUUCUGCUUUAGGAAUAUUGUGAUGAUUGUAGAGUAAUUAAUUUCACUUAGGAGUAUAGCAGCCUUGUUUUGGUACAUUAAGUUAAAAUAAACACUUAAGUUAUAUCACUACAAUUAAUCUUCAUAAUUUAAAAUAGUGCUUAGAACAAAAUGUCUACCAAAUACAGUGUUCAGCUCUUUAUCCUUUAAUGACAACUCAUUUAAACAAGUUUCUAUAAUGUUGUUCAAGUUAUAACAGCAUACUUUGAGCUCCGUGACGGAGGUUGUAAAUUGGAAAUUUUGUUGCUCUGCUUUAGGCUUAGGAAUCCAUGUUUUAGUCCCCUGGUGUGCUUUAUUCAAAAUUCAUUGAAAUAUAUUUGAUUAUUAGUGGGUGAGAGGUAGCUUAUAAAUCAACUGUACUGAAGAAGCAGAUUAAUUGCCCUUUAUGAUUUCUGUGGGGAAAUAAUACCUAAAAUCUAGGUCCAGAUGCAAGUUUGAUUCACUUUUAUAUACUUCUGCACUUACUGUUAUUUUCAUGAUACUGUUUUCCCGUUUGUGGUCUCUAACUUGCCUAUUUUUUAAGUAAUUUGCUGUAUAAGCACUAGUAGUUUCUGUAGAAGAUGAAUGUAACCUGUGACUUUUUUUUCUAAUUGGGUUUAGUUUAAUGUAACUUGAGUUAUUGAAACAAUGGUUCAACUUCAGAGUGAGAGAACUCGCAUUAAAUAUUACCCACUGGCUGUGUUUGUUUUAAGAUCUACAUGUGGAACUGAAUUACCAUGAUAAUUGUUUUCUAAGUAAGUUAAGGAAACUUUGAGACCAGCACUUUCCCCUUUCUUGGCUGAUUUAUUUUAUUUGGAUAUAUGUAAACUGUUCUAAGAAACAGGAUGCAAAAGCUGAAAUGUUCUGUAAAUACCUUACUCUGGGUGCUGCUAGACAAACACUAGGAGGGCACUUGCCAUCUGAACAGCUGGGGUAGUUUGUAGUUCUGGACAUUACACUUCUUUGAGUGUUAAAAGCAACUCAGCAAGAGGCUAGUAUGUGUGUUAUCUUGAUAUAAAGAAAGGUCUUGGCUAGUCUGGCUGUAUUUCCUUUCCCAUAAUCCUGUACUUAUAUGUGCAAAUCCUUUAUGUCAGGAAGAUGUCAUGCUCUUCUGUUGUUGGCAUAGCAGCGCCAUCAGAAAAGCAGUAGCUUUGGCUUGGUGCCUUGUUGUCUUCUAGCUGUGGUAGUGUUAGAAGCCUGAUCCCAUUUUAGGGGUGAUGAGUAGCAAUCUGAUCUCCUUUCUACCUGUACUUCUUGCUACGUUCAUCUUGAUACAUAUGUUCUGCUGUCAUUAGCCAAGGCUUAUGUCUUUGCAGUAUGCCAUACAAUAACAGCCCUAUUUUUCCUCCACUUGUGCAGUUAAAAUGGAAUAAUCAUUAAUUUGGUGGAUGGAUGCAAACCCAUUUCUCAAAACUUUCCCACUCCUGAUACUUUUCUUAGUUUUUGCCCUCAUGAUACAAAUCUUGGCCUUGAAGCAGUUUCUUGCACAGUCCCACUCCUGUAUGGCUGAACCCCAGACGAGGGGCUGCAAUCGCAUAGCUUAGAGUGUGGCCUGCUUGUGGUACUUGAGAGCUUUGAGAUUAAUCCAAGCCAAAAUUACAGGUUUUCCUGUAAAAUAAAUGGAAUAUAUCCUCUUCUUACACUGUAGUGAAACUACAAACAGACACAGGACUGAAAGACAAUGCUUGACAAGUACCUUCAGUCAAAAAGCAUUAUUCUGGGGAAUACUUACUCAACUUACUAAUUGGAUUUAUAGACAGGAAGGGACACAGCUGUGGGCUUGUAAAACCUGAGCAGCUUUGUGUGAUUGUGUUGUACAGUCUCCUCCUCAAAACUAUUCCCAGGUGGGCUGAAGUCCAAGUGCUGUGUGGGCUUCACACACCUGAAGCUGGCUUCCUGCUAUGGAUUUCAGUCAUUGGCCAGUGCAACAGAAAUAUGGGUAAAGCCUCAUAAAUAGUCUUUAAAAAUCAUAAAUGAUUUGGGUUGUAAGAGACCUCAAAGAACAUCUAGUUCCAGCCCUCUGCCACGGCAGGGUUGCUGACCACUAGAUCAGGUUGUCCAUCAGUCUGGAGAUUCACAGAUACAAGCAUGGAAGGGAUGUAACUAAGAAUGGUAUAAUCAUACAAAUAUAUCAACAUAAGAAGGAAACAGAUAAAUUUAUAUGAUUUCACUUUGACCUUAAAAGUCAAAGGUAAGGUAUAAGUACUCAAAAUCAUGUCUACAUUUGCAAGAGAGAAUUGAAAUGCUUUCUAAGAGACAAGAUACUUCAGGUGUUCACUGCACAGCUUAUCUCCUGGCUGUUGUACACCACCCAUCCUGUUGGCUGCAGGACUUGCCGUGAUUCCAUGCUGGCUUUUUAAGAAGUGCAUGUGAGAGCCAUUACUUAGUUAACAUUAAUUUUCUAUGUAUAAAGCACUUACCAGCACUUCUGAAGGUGGUUCUUAAAAUCAGCUCUUCUCAUUUUCCCAUUGCCUAGAGCAGGUCUUUGUAGAGUUUGUGAAGUUGCUGCUUUCAUGGCCUGUGGAUGGGAUCCUUGGCUAUACCUUCAGUUACUACUUUUGUUGGAAACUUCUGGCAGGUUGAGUCGAAGCUUCUGUUUAAAACAGCUCUAAUUAGCAUACUUAUGGCUUUAAAUCACUGAUGUGAUGAGAUCAGCCAUUUCCUAGUUAGCUUCUCUGCCUGGGACACCUGUUUUACCCUGAGUGCAUAUGUUAUUCCAUGUGUUGCACCAGAAUUUCAGCUUUCCAUUAUUUAGCUCACUUCUCAGGGCUCUGUGGAAGUGAUGUGUUUUAGUUGUGCAUAAAUGUGAUGAUUUAUAUACACCAUGCUGCUGCAGUAUGCACAUCUGAGGCCUUGUAACGUAAUUGCUCACACUCUGUGCUGUAAGAGAAUUAUUUGUUUAAGCAAAAGCUGCUGAGGUGGUAGCCCUUGACAGAGGAGAAGCAGAACCAAGCAAGUCUAAGGGCUCUCCUUGACAGGACCUGCUACCGCUCCUGUAUUCUAAUAUGGUAAGUGUACAUUAACCACUGUCUUGGAGUCAUGAAGAUGAAGUACUGUCAUUAUUCAUCAACCACAAAAUUUGCAAAAGAAAGCUGCAUAUUAGAUAUUGUGCCCACUUACUAUGUGUGAUAACAAUUUAUUACCUCAUGUGGUAGCAGAGAGAGCAAAAAAGAUUAAGCAGUCUUAUGGCUGUCAGCAUGUGUUCAAAAUGGGUAUAUGCCCUGCUGCCACCACCCAGAACACCUGAAACUCCUGCUGACAAAGCCUUUCCUGCCCCUGAUGUUGUUAGUUAUACUCUGUUGCUGUGUCAAAGAAGAAAUGUCUUAGGAAUGUCUAAAAAUAUUUAGGGGUAAUCUUUGUUUUCCCUGCAACUGAUAAGCAUUCCAGCUGCGCAGAGGAAUCUGCUAUUCAUUCUAAAAUAAUUCUAAUAACUUAUUAAAUUUCCUAAUCUGGUUCUGCAUCUUCGAUUUACCAAAGUAGCUGGGCAUUUCUGUACCUUGGUGGGGUGGAAAUGCCACUUCUAGCUUGGUAAGACUCUGUAAAAGAGACAGCUGGAAAAUGACUUUGAGUACAGAAACCAAAUCUGAUUCCCAUCUCCUACCCAGCUGCUUAUUUAGGAUGAAAUUGAACAAAAUAUUUGGUUGGCUUUGAUGGAAAAAACAGUUCUGUUCCCACCCUGCCUUUUUUUAUGGUGAUAGCAUUACCUAAACUUCCCUAAGCUACAAAUGAGAUGUCUUUAUCUAUAACUGUAAAAUAAACUGAGAUAUUCUACAGUAUGUUUUGGAUACCUACUGUAGCUUAUUGGAAAACAUUGCUGUUGAAAUCUCUGCCCAUGUGAGAAUUAGUUCAACCUGCAGGUGAAAUAUUAGGCAGCACGUUGUUUAAGCAGAGGACUGGACCAAUUUGCUCGUGAAAUUAAAGGUACAGUAAACACUACUGUAAUAGUGUAACUACUUGGAAUGCAUGAGCUUUCUUUGCCGCAGCACCAGGAGCUAACAGAUCCCAGAACUGGGAUGCCCCUUUCAUUUGGGGCUGUGGCACUCCAUAGCAGAGGCAAGGCAGAUGGUCCUUGCAAAGAGCAUUGCUGGGGAAGUGGCCUCACCAUUCCUGCACCUCAGUCCUGAACAGUUCCUUAAAAAGCUCUGUUGCUUUGUUAUGGGGGUGAUGGACCAAAGCUCUACUUUCAGGCUCUAAGAGAGAGAACUGGUCUCCACAUUUUCUUAUUUUUGUGUUGGUCUCUGAUCAGAGGGUGAGAGAUGCAGCCUUAGCCCAUGCCCCUGUUUCAGUGCUGCUGGCCCAGAUGCUGUACAAGUUGCAAGGACAGGCAAAAGGCAACACCAGCAGAUGGAUUUAAGUUUCCAAACCCAAACAAGCUAUCUUCACCUUCUGUGUUACUGUAUUGGUGCCAGGCUUCACCUGUUCCUAUUUAAUUUACCACCUGAAACAAAGUGGCAUCAGCUGUCCAGUGUUCACUCUGUCCUUAACUAUUCUGUAGGAAUGUUUUAGGACAGUCUUAUGCUUGAGCUAAGUUAUUUCCUGUAAUUUGUGUACGACAAAUCUGGAAGAUGAUGAAAGACAGCUCUUCAGUGUCUUGCCUGGGGGUGAGGCACAUCCUCAGAGGAGGAUGUGUUGAAGAUGAGGGAUGACUGUCCUGGUUGAAGGAAGGCACUCAAAGGCUCAGUUUCACGGCAAGCUAGUUGUGUGGUUCAGAAAACUCACUUUGAGACAGACAUUUGCAUGCCAUCAUCAUUGUGUACUGGUGCCUUCUUUCUUCUCUAUUUAAAUAAUGUAGAUCUGGUCUUUCCGCACUUCAUCUGUGGCUGUAUCUCUAUAUGUCUGGUUUUACAGAAGAAGAUAAUUGCUCUCUGUUCCGGAGGCGUGCUAGACAGAAACAUGUUGAGGACUGUGAGGUGACCUGAUGCUACUUUUAUGGAGUCUCCAUUAGCAUUUAAAAUAGGUUCUGUUAGGCCCUGAGUCCAAAUUGCAUUGCCUUAAAGUGUGUUUUCAUUGUAAAGUCGGUGAAGUGUAAA
This is a messenger RNA of Numida meleagris (helmeted guineafowl), 9331 nucleotides long. RefSeq lists its product as uncharacterized. The transcript is spliced from 7 exons. The coding region runs from base 224 to 2350 and encodes 708 amino acids. Lineage: Eukaryota; Metazoa; Chordata; Aves; Galliformes; Numididae. Gene Ontology annotation, cellular component: cytosol. Gene Ontology annotation, molecular function: protein kinase A regulatory subunit binding. The record is from RefSeq and is a predicted model, not a curated record.